UCAAGUGUAAGAACAAGCAAAAUGCACUCACCUAACAGUAACUUCUAGAGCUUUUUCUUUUUUUCCUAUUACCCACUUGCACAUUUGAGGAGGAUGUCAGAUGAGGACCCAAAUUAUAAAAAUAACGAAUGAAAAUUUGAGGAUUGGAACAGACUAAAACCAAAACAAUGAAAGAUAGGAUUAAAGAAUCAUCAUAAAAGACGUUUUGGUUUGCCUCGAUUUGCAAGUUUUGAAACUCUGAGAAAGACUUUGGCAGACACGUGGUAUUUGUCCCAUUCUCUCCUCCCACCCCCCUACACCCCCAUGAUGUCCCCAUUUCCUCUACUUGUCACUUUACUCUGUUAAGAGUCAAAAAUAAAGAGAAGACAACACAACACACCACAACAUAUAUAGUGGUGUCCUCCCCUUAUGCAUACACACCUCAUUCCACCCUUUGGAAAAGAAAGACAUCUUUAUUUGGUUUUCUUGUUUUUGGGGUUCUUGGAGAUUGAUUUGAGUUUGUGGGGUUAGUUGUUAAUUUAGGUGAGAUGGGGAAGAAAAGGGCUUUGCCCAAUUGGCUUCCUUCUGGUUGGAAGAUGGAGGUUAAAGCACGCAAGAAAGGAAAGAAAGAGAAGUGGUAUAGUGAUCCCUCAAAAGGAGUCAAAUUCUGCUCCAAGGCAGACGUUCUUCACUAUCUUAGCAGUGUUGACAGUAAUUGUUCUAAGAGUUCUAAUAUGAAGGAAUUGGAGGAGAAAGACACUGAAAAGUGUUCUACUGAGGCUGCAUCAGAAGAGUUGCCACCAGGAUGGAUUAAGGAAUUGAGGGCCAGGAAAAAGGGGCGUAAGAUCAGGAAAGAUCCGUAUUAUAUUGACCCUGUCAGCGGACAAACUUUCCGCUCUAUGAAGCAAGUUUCUCAGUUCCUUGAAACAAGAGAGUCAGGAAGGAUUGAAUCCAAGCCCGAUGAUCUAUGUUCUGGUACAUUAGAACUGGGAGAACCUUCCUCUUCUUUGCCUGUUGAAGCUGACAAGCAGAUAUCGCUAGACAGUGAUGCAUCCGACCAGGUAGCUAAUUCAAAUCAGAAGCUGAAGUUGGGUGCUGAGCAUAUUGGGCAUUCCAGUUGCGUAGAAGGUGGUAUGUCAUCCUUUGAAGGAGAUUCUGUACCAGAGAAUGCGGAAGAGAAGAAUGUUGGUAAAGUUGUCCCGAAUACCACAAGUGGAGAGCAUUACAAGAAGGAUGAUGGUAAAGUUGUCUCUGAUCCUGCAUGUGGAGAACAUCAAGAAAAGGAGGAUCAUGGUAAAGUUGUCUCGGAUCCUGCAAGUGGAGAACGUCAAGAGAAUGAGGAUGAUGGUAAAGUUGUUUCAGAUCCUGCAAGUGAAGAACAUCAAGAAAUGGUGGAUGAUGGUAAAGUUGUUUCAGAUCCUGUAAGUGGAGAAAAUCAGGAAAAGCAGUCACCAGGAGUGAAAAAGCAUGAAAUGGAAACAAAUCAGCGGAAAAGAAAACAGGGUGUGAACUUGCCUCGCAGAGCAUCAAAACGGCUUGCUGGUAUUAAAGCUGAUACAUCUCUUAAGCUCCAAGCAAAUAAUCAAAUCCAUCUAGCUACAGUGAGACAGGAGGGGAUGCAAGCCGCCACCACCGAUAACCCUGUGAAUUUUAUUAAUACCAGUAAGCAUGUUGCAACUGUGGUGACUGGUAUCACCAUCAGCAAGAAGGUAGAAACUGGGAGUCUGGCCAUUAAAAGGCAACAAGAUCUUGUUACUUCACCACAAAAGGAGCAAGAGAAGCCUUCUCCCGCUGAACCUGCAAAAACUUUCCUUGCCAGCCGUGAAGGUGAUAAGAAAGGUGAAACAGCUCUUGAGUCGUCUUUACAUGAUCUUUGGACGGAUCCUUGCAUAGAAUUUGCAAUAAAGACGCUAACUGGCACGAUUCCAGUGAUAAAUGAAAAGGAAGUGGGUGAGGUCCAAGGUUCUUGUCCAAGUACAGCUUCUGCUAAUACUCCUUCCUCUGUGGGCUUACCUUCUGAUGAAGUUUGGGAAGAUCCUUGCUUCAUGUUUGCAGUCAAGACUCUUACUGGUGAAAUACCAAUAGGGGACAACUUAUUCUCUCAGAAGAUAGUCCAGCAGCAAUGCACUUCAUCGCAAUUCCAAGGAAAUAAUGGCUUAGUAUUACCAAACAUCAGAUUUGAUGAGUUUGUCCAGGCCAAUCGUUCACAGUUGGGGGCACCAGAAAUGUCUUCGUACAAGCAACAGCCUGCAGUAGCCCCUAACGCAUGCCAGAAUCCUUGGUUCACAAAAUUUGGUUCUCAUCGACCUUCACCACUUUGUUGAGUGACCAAGAUCAUGGUAGAUUACAACCUAGCUUAGGAAGUUCAACCUAGCUUGUAGUACUAUCUUUAUUUCUAACUUAGCAUCAGGCUCAAAUUUCUAGGCAGCUAGAGCUGCAGUAAAAACUUAAAACUAUGAUGUAAAAAUGUUAAUCACAAACGGAUUGUUCGGUGUAAUUGUCGUUGUAAAACUCUAUGUUAGGCACCUUUUCAAUUUACUACAUAGAACAAAGGAGGAAAAGAAGAGCGCAUGGGUGAAAGGAAUGCAACCUUUUUGUGUUCA
Messenger RNA from Capsicum annuum, 2582 nucleotides. Its product is annotated as methyl-CpG-binding domain-containing protein 13. NCBI's taxonomy places the organism in Eukaryota, Viridiplantae, Streptophyta, Magnoliopsida, Solanales, Solanaceae. Gene Ontology annotation, molecular function: DNA binding. The transcript is spliced from 6 exons. The record is from RefSeq and is a predicted model, not a curated record. Bases 528 to 2303 code for a protein of 591 amino acids.